This is a messenger RNA of Carlito syrichta (Philippine tarsier), 595 nucleotides long. RefSeq names its product molybdenum cofactor biosynthesis protein 1-like. The transcript is spliced from 3 exons. Lineage: Eukaryota; Metazoa; Chordata; Mammalia; Primates; Tarsiidae. Gene Ontology annotation, biological process: Mo-molybdopterin cofactor biosynthetic process. The coding region runs from base 98 to 595 and encodes 165 amino acids. Gene Ontology annotation, molecular function: cyclic pyranopterin monophosphate synthase activity; GTP 3',8'-cyclase activity; metal ion binding. The record is from RefSeq and is a predicted model, not a curated record.
CCCGCCCCGCUCCUGCCGGGACGACCCGGGCGGCGAGUGCUUGGCUAGUGUGUUCCUACAGUUGGCUACCGCCGAGGCCACCCCGUGAGCGGACUUCAUGGCGGCGCGGCCGCUGUUCCAGAUGCUGCGGCGGCUCCUGAGGUCCAGCGCCCGGAGCUGCAGUUCGGGAGCUCCGGUGACGCAGCCCCGCCCCGGGGAGCCCUCGCGACCCGCCGUGGAGGAGGUGUCCCCACAAAGGCAGUUCCUGCAGAAGCAUGCAGCUCCCUUCUCAGCCUUCCUCACGGACAACUUUGGUCGGCAACACAGCUACUUGCGGAUCUCCCUCACUGAGAAGUGCAACCUCAGAUGUCAGUACUGCAUGCCCGAGGAGGGUGUCCCACUCACCCCCAAGGCUGACCUGCUGACCACAGAGGAGAUCCUGACCCUCGCCCGGCUCUUUGUGAAGGAAGGCAUUGACAAGAUCCGGCUCACAGGCGGAGAGCCGCUCAUUCGGCCAGAUGUGGUGGACAUCGUGGGUGAGUUGGACGAAAGUGGCCACUACUACUCCCAGUUCCUGCCCCAUCUGGCUGGACUUCAACAUGAAUAUCAAUAUUGA